GCGAGUGAGGCUGUGUGCGAGGCCUGACUUUCUGUGAUGAGUGUGUGUACAUGUCAGUUUUAGGGCGUUUUGUGUCAAAAGUGCUAAUUUUUACGUGUUUUUCCCUGCGAAAAAGCCCUAUGGCUCGGUAAAAAAGAAAUACCUUGAAACCAAGCUGAAUAACAACAAGAUCCAGCGCGGGUGGAACAACUAGAAGAAAAAAACCAACCACCAACACCAUCCAGCAACGAGACAUAUUUGGCGCCAUAUAAAAUCCCGCACAGACACAAAACUCAAAGCCGCUUGAAGAAGCAACGAAACUUUUCCCAGGGAGCACAUCAACGUAGAGACAUCCUUUCUUUUUUCCGAAAUAACUAAGAAGGACAACCGCGAGAAACAAGCAACCGACCGCAGACAAAUUUAUUAGACCAAGUGUCACUCACGAACCGCAGCCGUCGCGUGCCGUUGCCGCCAGCAGCAGCAGAAAAUGUCGGCCCUUUCGCUCCGGAUCAGCCUGGAGGGUGGCCGGGUCACAAAGACGAUCCAGUUUGACCCGAACACGACCGUCUUCGACGCCUGUCGCAUCAUCAAGGACAAAUUCGCCGAAGCGGUCCAGGGCCAGGCGCAGGAAUUUGGCCUCUUCCUGGCCGAUGAGGACACCCGGCAGGGCGUCUGGCUCGAGCCGGCCCGCAACCUGGGCUACUACCUACUCCGCAAUCUGGACAUGCUGGAGUACCGAAGGAAGCACCGCAAUCUGCGCGUCCGAAUGCUCGACGGUGCCAUCAAAACCAUCCUCGUGGACGAUUCCCAGCCCGUGUCCCAGCUCAUGGUCGUCAUCUGCACCAAGAUCGGCAUCACAAACCACGAAGAGUACGGCCUCGUCCGCGAAGACCCCGAAUCCCAGAACGAAAAUCUCCCCGACAACAAGUCCAACAUGGGCACCCUGACCCUGCGCCGGAAGGUCGCCGAGAAGGAGCGUGACUCCAAGAUGGAAUCGCUGCGCAAGAAGCUCCGCACCGACGACGAAAUCAACUGGGUCGACGUGGGAAAAACCCUGCGCGAGCAGGGCAUCGACGAGUCGGAAACGGUGCUGCUGAGGCGAAAGUUCUUCUACUCCGACCAGAACAUCGACUCGCGCGAUCCCGUGCAGCUGAAUCUGCUGUACGUGCAGGCCCGGGAUGCCAUCCUGGACGGGACGCAUCCGGUUACGCAGGAGAAGGCGUGCGAGUUUGCCGGCAUCCAGGUGCAGAUUCAGUUUGGCGACUACAACGAGAGCAAGCACAAGCCGGGAUUUUUGGACCUCCGCGAGUUCCUGCCGGGCUCGUACGUGCGCGUCAAGAACAUCGAGAAGAAGAUCUUCAACGAGCACCGCCGGCACGUCGGUCUGUCCGACCUGGACGCCAAGUAUCUGUACACCAAGACGGCCCGCGAGCUGCCCACGUACGGCGUGACGUUCUUCCUGGUCAAGGAGAAGAUGACCGGCAAGAACAAGCUGGUUCCGCGGCUGCUCGGCGUCACCAAGAGCUCGGUGCUCCGGCUGGACGAGCACACCAAGGAGAUCCUGAAGACGUGGCCGCUGACGACGGUGCGGCGGUGGGGCGCUUCGCCGAACACGUUCACGCUGGACUUUGGCGACUACGCCGACCAGUACUACUCGGUGCAGACGACGGAGGCCGAGCAGAUCGUGCAGCUGAUUGCCGGCUACAUCGACAUCAUCCUGAAGAAGAAGCAAGCCAAGGAUCACUUUGGCAUCGAGGGCGACGAGGGGUCGACCAUGGUGGAGGAGAGUGUGGCGCCGUCAAAGGCCACCUUCCUGCAGCACGAAGAGACUACCGGACCGGGCAAGGUUGAAACCCAGUCGAUCGCCAAACCGGCCGUGAUGCGUGGAUACGAUGGUGAACGUCCCUAUGGCACUGGUGAGAUGCAAUCGAUGCAGUACGGUGCCAUCGUCGGACAGGUCAACCUGGCCCAUCAGCCGCCCAUGUUGCAACAAACCCGAAUCAGCACGGUCCUCUCGGAACCCCAGCGUGCCCUCGUCGGGUACAUCUCGGCCGGCCAGGAUGCCAUCAACAAGGCUGAGGAAGACCUCAAGAGCAAGGCCCAACUGCCGCAGCUGGGAACUGACCCGGGCUCGAUGCAGUGGCGCGAAGAAACGCUCGACACCUCGAAGCAAACGGUCACGACCCAUCUGGCCACGAUGAACGCUGCGACGGCCCAGGUCGUGACCGCUUCUCAGCCGGACGAAAUCGAUCACGAUGCCGUCGGAGCGGCCGUCUCGCAAAUCACCCAGAGCAUCCCGGAGGUCACCAAGGAGGUUCGGCUGAUUGCCGCCCUCAUGGACGACGACUGCACCGGGGACAAGCUGCUGGAGGCGACCCGCAAGCUGUGCUCGGCGUUCAGCGAUCUGCUCAAGUCGGCCGAACCGGAAAGCAAGGAACCGCGCCAGAACCUGCUGAAUGCGGCAAGCCGCGUCGGAGAGGCUAGCGGAUUUGUGCUAAGUACGAUGGGUGAGGAGAGCAUGGAGAGCCGCGAGCUGCACGAUAUGCUGCUUGGGUUGGCCAAGGCCGUUGCCAACACGACGGCGGCACUGGUGCUGAAGGCCAAGUCGAUCGCUGCCGUUACGGACGAUGAGGCGACCAGGAAUAGAGUAAUUUCCGCUGCCAGUCAGUGUGCCCUGGCCACCAGUCAGCUGGUAGCUUGUGCCCGUGUUGUUGCUCCUACGAUCCAGAGUCCGGCUUGCCGGGAACAGCUCGAGUCGGCGGCACGCGAAGUUGCCAAGGCCGUCGCUCAUCUGGUAGAGGUCUGCAACGACGCUACCGACAAUCAGCAGCUGCGUGGAGAUCUGAUGGGCGCCGCCAAGGACGUGUCCAAGACGCUGGCCGAACUGCUGGAGCACAUCAAGCUGAGUUCCCGCGAGAAGGCACGUCGCGUCGAUGACAAUCCGGUCGAAGAGGUGCUGGUCGCUACGGACAUUCUGGUAUCGGCGACCAACCCGCAGGAGAUGAUCCUGCAGGCGCAGAAGCUGGGCCAAGCUACGGCACAGCUCAUUCAGAGCAUCAAGGGAGAAGCCGAACGGCAGGAUGAUUCAAACAUGCAACGCAAGCUGCUGGAAGCAGCUAAACAACUUGCGGACGCUACCGCCCGUAUGGUAGAAGCUGCCAGACUGUGCGCCAACAACCCGCACAACUCCGAACAUCAGGACACGCUGCGUUUCGCCGCGGAAGAACUUCGCGUGAUCACGACCACAACCGCCAACACUCCAGCCAUCAAGCGCAAGCUGAUCAACCGUCUGGAGCAGUGCUCGAAGCAAGCUGCUUCCGCCGCAACUCAGUGCAUCACCGCUGCCCAGAACGCCCUGAUGCACAGCAAUGACGUGCAAACGAAGGAGAUUCUCCUCCAGGAUUGUCAAACCGUUGCCGAUCAGAUCCCUCGCUUGGUCGCCGGAGUCAAGAACACCCUUUCCCGUCCCGAUGACCCGAACGCUCAACUCGGAUUGAUCGACGCCGCUGAAAUGUUCCUGGAACCAGGAGCACAGGUUGCCCAAUCGGCCCGCGAUCUCCAGCCAACCGUCAUGGAUCAAACCGCUUCACAGCAGCUAUCCCGUUGCGCACUGAACCUAACCCACUCGAUCCACGACCUCCGUUCAGCCGCUCAUCGCGCUCGCGAAGCCUGCGGAGGAAACGAACUGGACGCCGCACUGGAAGCCGUUCGUAACUUGAGGAACGUCCUGAACGAUACACGCCAAGCUAGCCAGGAAGGCAACCUUCGUCCACUGCCAGGUGAGACGGCUGACUCCUGCUUCAAGCAGCUUGCGGCGGCAAGCAACAGUGUCGAUUCCACCCUGUACCAGCUGAUGUCUGCCGUCCAGCAGGGCAACCGUCCGUACGCUGGCGUUGCCGGAAGAGAUGCCGCUCUCGCCCUAGGCGAGUACACCAAGAGUGUCCGCGGAGUGGUCGCUACCACCAAGAACCCGAUCGUGGUCGAUUGCGCCGACGAGGUCAUCCAGGAUUCGAUGCGAGUGAUCGAGGAAGCGCAGAGAACGCUGCAGAACCUUGGCAAUCAAGACGAACUGGUUGCGGCGAUCAAGCGUACCAAGCAUUCGCUAGGCAGAACGAUCGAUUGUUUCCCAGGGGUGAAGGACAUUAGCGAGGCGUUCGAGAACAUGGCUGAUUUGAGGGCUAUCUUGGAUACCGGGGAGUACCCACCGUCAAGCCGUGCGUUUGGUCAUUUGCAGAACGAGCUGAAGAGCGCUGCUGACAACUUGAACUCCGCUGGAGGACAGGUCGCCCACUCGUACGACAGUUCCAUCAAGCUGGCCAACACCAGCCAGGAGUUCUACCACGCGUACAAGGAGCUGAUGACCGUAACGCUGGAAAUGGCCGGACAAACGCCGGAAGAUCGUGCGCGGGAAGAGAUCGUCAACUCACUGCGAGGUGUUUCAAACCAAUCGAUGAGUCUGCUGGGAACUGCGAAAUUCGUCGCUGGAGAUCCGGACAGGCCGAACGCCAAGAACGAACUGUCGUCCGCAGCUCGGAUGGUAACGGAGAGCAUUAACCGACUGGUGAACGUGUGCACGCAGGCUGCUCCUGGACAGAAGGAAUGUGACAGCGCUAUUCGUAGCAUUGAAUCGCUUAGACCGCUGCUGGAAUCGGCUCAGGAACCACUGACGGAUCAGGGGUACUUUGACUGUUUGGACACGGUUAUGGAAAAGUCCAGAACGCUGGGAGACGGCAUGACCGGAAUUGCCAACAACGCCAAGCUGUCGAAGCACGUCGAGUUUGGACAUUCGGUUGACUCGGUAUCCGACUCGAUCCGAGGAUUGAUCGAGUCUGCUUCGCAGGCUGCUUACUUGGUAGGAAUUUCCAACCCAACAAGCGUUGGAGGUCGUCCGGGGUUGGUCGAUCAAGCGCAGUUCGCCCGUGCGUCGCAAGCGAUCCGUCAAAGCUGCGAAGUCCUUCGAGGACCAGCGUCCUCUCAGCAGCAAGUUCUGUCCGCUGCAACCAUCAUCGCAAAGCACACCUCAGCGCUGUGCAACGCCUGUCGUAACGCAAGUUCAACCACCACCAACCCGGUGGCCAAGCGUCACUUUGUCCAGGCAGCGAAGGAGGUCGCCAACUCAACGGCGGAUUUGGUCCGUGAGAUUAAGGCACUGGACAAAGACUACAGUCCGGUUUCGAGAGCACGAUGCGCUGGAGCUACCGAGCCGCUGCUGGAAGCCGUUUCAUCCCUGUGUCAGUUUGCCAACUCAUCCGAGUUUAUCUCGAUCCCUGCGCGCAUCUCGUCGGAAGGUCGCAAGGCUCAGGAACCGAUCCUACAGGCUGGCCGUGGAAUCCUGGAUGGUGCGAUUGAUAUGGUGAAGACGGCCAAGGUACUCGCCAUGACCCCAACCGAUCCACCGGUGUGGCAACAGCUAGCAAUUCACAGCCGUAACGUGUCCGAGAGUAUCAAGAAGCUGGCGUCGAGCAUCCGUGAGAAGGCACCUGGACAGCUGCAGUGCGAUCAGGUGUUGGAAGUGCUGAAGGAAUGCGCCCGUGAUUUGAACUCGGCCGCUUUGGCCGUCGGAGUCGAUGGACUGCCGCAGCGCAAGGAGAACAAUUUGCAAGGAUUCACCAACCAGUCGUUGAACGCCGCAUCGGAGCUGAUCGAUCGUUUGGAGCCGGUCAAGUCGUCGGCUAAGAAGAAUGCCGAAAGUCUGGGACACGCCGUGAACCAGAUCGCGAAGCACGUGGUUCCGCUGACAAAUGGAGUUAUCGGAGCGUGUUCGCACGUGGUUCACUCGGGACAGCAGUCGGUGCUCAUCGAUCAGGUCAAGUCGGUGGUAGAGUGUUGUUCGCAGCUGGUCCAGGUGGCAAAGAAUGCCGGUGGUAACCCUCGAGCUUCCCAUUGUCAUCCAGAGUUGGACGAGGCCGUGGAAGCUACACGUGAAGCAAUUCAAGAGUUGAACGCCACCGUUGAGCGUUUGUCUACGGAGAAUGGCGUCGUGACUGGGUUGAUGGAGCAGAUCUCUCGCUCAAUGUCACGUAUUACCGACAAGCGUCAGUCGUUCUUGGGAGCGUCGAUCAACGACACCUAUGUGGACUACCAGACUCGCAUGGUACAAUCAGCGAAGGAGAUCGCUCGUUACGCCAACGAAAUCAACGCAAAGGCCGCCAUCGAUCCUUCCAAGCUAGCCCAGCUAUCGGUCGAGAUGACCCAUCACUACUCUCAGCUUGCGCAAGAUUCGGUAGGAGCGUCUGCUUUGACGACCUCUCCGGAUGUUGCCAUCCGUAUUCGUAACACCGUUCAAGAUCUUGGUCGCUCGGUGAAUGUUCUGAUCCAGUCAACCGCCGGAAUCCGCAAAGAUGACAGCUCCGGCCUGGUGGAGAUCUCCCGUGGAGCUCGUGACGUCUCCGAAAAGGUUUCCCAAGUGCUGGCAGCGCUGCAAGCCGGUUCUCGUGGAACGCAGGCCUGCAUCAACGCUUCCAGCACGGUGUCGGCGAUCAUCAGCGAUCUGGACACGACGAUCAUGUUCGCGACGGCCGGUACGCUGCACUCCGAAGACGAGGGUCGCUUCUCGGACCAUCGGGAGCACAUUCUGAAGACGGCCAAGGCGCUGGUGGAGGACACCAAGAUUUUGGUGGCCGGUGCUGCCGGAACGCAGGACCAGCUGGCGGCCGCCGCGCAGAACGCUGUUACUACCAUUUUGCAACUGGCGGAAGCGGUCAAGCACGGAGCGGCUUCGCUCGGCUCCAACCAGCCCGACUCGCAAGUCAUGGUGAUGAACGCGGUGAAAGAUGUGGCCGCUGCACUCGGUGAGCUAAUAAACGCUACUAAGCUUGCAUCUGGUAAACCCAUUAACGACCCGGCUAUGAAUGAUUUGAAAGAUAGCGCUAAGGUCAUGGUGAUGAACGUCACCUCGUUGCUGAAAACUGUUAAGGCCGUCGAGGACGAGCACACGCGUGGCACGCGCGCAAUGGAAGCUACCGUGGACGCCAUCACGCAGGAGAUCCGCUCGAUGCAGUUUGCUCCGGACGUCCACCGGUCCAGCAUGCAGCAGCUGUCCCGACCGGAAGACCUCAUUACGGUGACCAAGCACGUGACGGCCGCGACGGCAAAGGCCGUUGCCGCGGGGACUUCGAACCUGCAGACGGACAUUACGGCGGCGGCCAAUUUGGGCAGGAAGACGAUCUCGGACAUGCUGGCGGUUUGCAAGUCGGUCGCGUGGUCCUGUGCGGAGACGCAGGAGCUGAGACAGAGGACGCUGGACGCGGGGUCGGCGGUGGCGAUUUCGUACCGGGAUCUGCUGGAGGGUGUGCUGAAGCACUGUUCGGCGGACGAGCGGAUGCAGCUGUCGCGGAGGGUGGCCAAGUGCGUUACCGAUUUGGUUGGGAUGGCGCAGCUGUUGAAGGGUUCGGACUGGGUCGAUCCGGACGAUCCGACGGUUAUCGCGGAGAAUGAGCUGCUGGGGGCGGCCGCUUCGAUUGAGGCCGCGGCCAAGAAGUUGGCCAGCCUGCGACCGCGACGACAGGCGGAGGUUAAGGAAACGGACGAGAAUCUGAACUUUGACGAGAUGAUUCUGGAGGCGGCCAAGGGCAUCAUGGCAGCUUCGUCGGCUUUGGUCCGUGCGGCGAACGCCGCUCAACGCGAGCUCGUAGACCAAGGCAAGGUCGCUCGACGACCCCUGACCUCGUCCGACGAUGGUCAAUGGUCUGAAGGUCUCAUUUCCGCUGCCCGUCUGGUCGCAGCCGCUACCCACAGCUUGGUAGAGGCCGCCCAACAUCUGGUCCAGGGCACAGGAACCGAAGAAACGUUGAUUUCAACCGCCAAACAGGUCGCCAGCUCAACCGCUCAGCUAUUGAUCGCUUGCAAGGUCAAGUCCGACCCCAACUCGGAGACCGGCCGCAGACUGCAAGCCGCUGGCAAUGCCGUCAUCAAGUCCACCGACAAGCUCGUCCAAGCCGCCCAGCAAGCCAUCGAGGGCGAAGAGGAACACACGCUGAAGCUUAACCGCAACAUGGUCGACGGAAUGGCCCAGGAGAUCAACGCCCGCUCCGAGGUGCUCAUGCGCGAACGCCAGCUCAUGGAAGCCCAGAACAAACUGAUCGCAAUCCGCCACCUCAAGUACCGUCAAAAACUCGCCGGAGGCUUCGCCACCGACAGCAGCGACGAAGGCGGCGUCCAACCUCCAACCUUCACCGGCUACCAAGUCACGACCACCCCGAAACCACACACGCUCCCCAAACCCGGCACCUACUCGCCCUCCCCCGUCAUCAACAGCCCCGCCGGAUCAACCGGAACCUUCCCGCGAAACCCCCAACAACAAAAUCACCAACAACAAUCCUCCUCAACCACCACCACAACUUCGUCCUUCCAAAGAUCCCCGCUCCUCACAGCCAACGCCGUCCCAAAGCCCUACCAAUCGGACACCAUCAAAUCCCCGACAGCCCUCGUGUCCCCCUCAAUCCUCAACCGAACGUACGAAACGACCCGCGUGGAAAACUCCAACCUAAGCGCAGGAAAGUUCAACCGAACGCAGUUUGACGCCGCCGUGCAGGAUCUGCAGAACAAGGUGCAGCAGCCGUUGAGUUCGUUCCGAGGGUCGCCGACGCAGCAGCAACAGCAGGCAGGAGGGUAUGGAACCAUUACGACGACGACGACGAGUACCACGAGCAAUGGGACCGGAGCACCGGCGCCGCAGAAUUACGAAGGAUUUACCACGAGAUACGAAACGCGUGUCUUUCCAACAGCAACCGCCACUACUAAUCCAGCCCCUAACACCACCACCAACACCCCGUCAACCACCAACAACCUAAUGAAUGUAGAGCAGCAGUUCGCCAAACUAAACCUAGAGAAUCACGAUCAGGUGCAGCUUCGGCAGCACCAUCACCACCUUCAACAACAGCAACAGCACCAGCUCCUCCAGCAAAGUCAGCAGCAUUUUCGCACCAGCCCACUAAACCCAGCCGCCGCGAUUAGUAGUAGUAGUAGCGGUAACAAUGGUACUACAAUGGUUAAUGUUCUCGACAGCAGCAGCCAAUCGUCGGCGGAGCAGCGGUUCUCGUCGUCCUCCUCCCAUCAACAACAGCAGGUCAUCACCAAGAAGAUCCACAUGACGACUUCGUCCACGUCGUCGACGAUGAAGUCCAGCGGUGGCGAGUGGAAGUGAGCGUUGGAUCCGCCCUGAGCAACAUGUGCGACCCUCCCACGUGGUAAUUGUUAUUGUUGUAAUUGUUUACCGGAUUGUGAGUGUAUAGAAAAAAAAGAGAGGUGGGGAAAUCUGUAGAUUGUAACGAUCCCAAAAUGUGCCUGUUUUAACCGCGACGUAGUGGCUAAAAUCGAUAGCUUCCAUUGUGCGCGCCGUUUUUUAAUGAGAGAAAAAGGUUAAAUUGUUAAAACUUACUUACGAGCCUAGACUUAAGUGGAGAAGAAAAAUAGUAGUGCCUCUAAUUUUAUUAACAAAAAUGCCAAGUAACUAACGUGAAAUGUUUUUUAAAACACAAUGUAUAACGAAUAAAAAAAUACAUUUAUUGUCCGUUGUUCGAAACAAGUAAGAAAUUCACAAAGUGCCACCCGAACACACACUAAACUACGUUUUAUAACAGUUUUUAUGCGCACAAUCGUUCGAGUUUUAUUCGCAAAAAAAAACGUUUCUUUUUUACACACCACUAACGUGCCUCUUCACAAAUGUUGGUUUUGAAAUUUUAAAAAUAAAUUUAAAACACACCGUUUGCCUUAAAAAAUAAAUAAAUAUGCCAACGCAAAGUGCCAUUCUCUGUUCCGCAAAACGAAAAAAAUAUUAAAAAAGUGUGCAUUUGAAGCUUUGCACGGACAAUCGUUAGCUUCACACGAGUAAUAGCCAAAUUUUUAUACGUGAAAUAAAAUAACUUUUUCCCCCCGUCUCCCCUUAGAUAAUAGCAUGGAUAUGAACACAGUAACGAGUAUUUUAUUUUUCUCUAAUAAAGAAUAUUUUUAUUACUUUUAAAAGUGGUAUUGUGAAGGUUUGCCGAAAACCAAAACAUUUUUGGGCAAAACUUUGCGCUGUUUUAAUAAAAUAAAAACGCAACAAAAAAAAAACACUUGUGCAAGAAACGCGAAACGCAAAAAAUAUGCAGUAUAAUACUAGAACAAAAAACGAGUAAUUUUUAACCAAUAAAGUGCUUUAAGUGAAAUAUAUAAAAA
Molecule: messenger RNA, 10137 nt
Organism: Culex pipiens pallens (northern house mosquito)
Lineage: Eukaryota; Metazoa; Arthropoda; Insecta; Diptera; Culicidae
Gene: rhea
Product: talin-2
Exons: 12
Coding region: 467-9124 (2885 amino acids)
Biological process (GO): cell-cell adhesion
Cellular component (GO): focal adhesion; plasma membrane; ruffle
Molecular function (GO): actin filament binding; integrin binding; structural constituent of cytoskeleton
Source: RefSeq, a predicted model, not a curated record